CAAUUUCCAAACAAUUUUGCAAGAGGCACCCCCGAUUUGUUCGUAUCAGUGGAUGUAGUUAGUUUAUGUUGCAAUCGGAAGCUGGAUCCAGCGAGAAGGUUCUAACGUCGACCCUGAUUCGAUCUGUGCCGGCCGAAAAAAUGUCUGGAUCCUGUAACCAAGAACCAAAAAAAGGAUAGCUCAACCCACCCCAAUCAUGCGUGUUUGUUUCUCACAUCAGCUCACUUACUUUCGACUCCUGCAGAGACGACCAACAUCCUCCUCUCAUAUUCUCGCAAUUUCAAAAGACAUAUAUCAUCAUGGUUUCUCUCCGGCUUGUAGUAUUGAUUGCAGCAUUGACUUGUGCUAAUGGGUAUACCAGAGGUGCAGCACAAAUUGAGGAAGAAGAUGCCAAGGCACUUGAAUUCGAGCAGUUCAAGGAGGCCCCAAGAAAACUAAAAAGGAGCGAAAAGAAGAAGCCUUUGACCCAGGGUGGAGGCGGAGGCGGCGGAGGAGGAAAGAACAAGGGAGGAGGAGGAGGAGGAGGCAACCGAAACAACGGCAACGGCGGUGGAGGUGGAGGUGGCAGUGGCGUUAUGGAGGAUCAUGCAUGUGUUCCAUUCAAUGCUGAAAUUCAAGCUCGAGCAAGCUUGAGCCUGUCUGACGAUGCCUGUAGGGCUAAUGAAUGCGGUGGGGGCUGUUGCCGUGUCUAUCAUUGGCUUAUCUGCGACACUGGAAAUGAGAUGCCCCAGCUUUCUUGCGUUUGCAACGGCAACACCGCAGCUGUUGCCACUCCUGCUCCGGUAACUCCAACUCCUCCUCCAGUCCCUGUUACUCCCAUGCCCACACCUAACCCAACAGACGUUCCGGUUCCAGCUCCGGUUCCAGCUCCGGUUCCAGCCCCGGUUCCAGCUCCGGUUCCAGCUCCGGUUCCAGCUCCGGUUGCUGUCACCGAAAUCAAGGAUGGAGACGGACUCAGCACACCCCCUACUCCUGGAAACAACGGUCAGAACAACGCUGCUCCUGGAAACAACGGUCAGCAGAUGACAAAGCCACCAUACACUGGUGGAGCUGCCGCAGAUUCUUGUGCCAGUGGCUCCCCUCACCACAAUAACCCUCUCUUCAGGGAUUUCACUCGGUGCUUCAGUGCACAAGACUGCCCCAUGGCGACUGAAUGUUGUAUCCACUCUUUCUGCUUCUGUGGUGAGCCCGACAGCUGGGACGGCGACUGCGUUGCCCCCACAACAGACACCCAAAAGUAA
Messenger RNA from Seminavis robusta, 1241 nucleotides. The record is from the annotation of a GenBank genome assembly. NCBI's taxonomy places the organism in Eukaryota, Bacillariophyta, Bacillariophyceae, Naviculales, Naviculaceae.